This is a messenger RNA of Poecilia reticulata (guppy), 1369 nucleotides long. Lineage: Eukaryota; Metazoa; Chordata; Actinopteri; Cyprinodontiformes; Poeciliidae. The record is from RefSeq and is a predicted model, not a curated record.
UGCGGCNGAGCCCGUCCUGCGUGGUUCCUGCUGCGCCUCCUGCUGGCGGCUGCAGGCCUGACGGAGGCUGGCGGCCCGCUGCCGGACCCGGAGCGCGUCGCUGGGAGGCUGGUGUUCUACCAGACGGAGGGCAGCGCCACCUACCUGAGRGACUCGGCAGCGCUGGCCUCAGGGGUUGCCACGGAGACCGUGUUGGAGCUCUUGGGUCCUGAGAGGAACUUCAGCUCGGCCGGGUUCAGCUACACCUGGGACCUGGGGAACGGAGAGGUGAUCCGGGGAACCGAGCCGGUGGUCCGGUACCGAUACUCAGAGUCAGGAAACUACACGCUGCGGCUGAGCGUCGCAGGCAACCCGCCGCUGCUGGCUCCUGCUGGACUCUACGCCCAGGAAGUCCAAGUGCUCGAUGCGGUCAGGAGCAUCCAGUUGGUGGCGCCAUCGGACUACAGCGUGAACCGGAACUCCAGCCUGGACCUGCAGCUGGACGGGAGUCCUCCCAUGUGGGUUUGCUGGCGGUUCCUGAGGAGCUGCGCCCCGGACCCGGCGGCCGGCUGCACGCUGACCCUGCUGCGAGCCGCCAGCCUGCGGUUGAACCACACCUUCGGCUCGGCCGGCCUGCACUGCCUGGACGUCAGACAGCUGAUGACCCGGUUCCAGCUGGGUCCAAACUCACAACCCGUCUGGGAUUUCCCUCCAGAUGCGGUCAGGAGCAUCCAGUUGGUGGCGCCAUCGGACUACAGCGUGAACCGGAACUCCAGCCUGGACCUGCAGCUGGACGGGAGUCCUCCCAUGUGGGUUUGCUGGCGGUUCCUGAGGAGCUGCGCCCCGGACCCGGCGGCCGGCUGCACGCUGACCCUGCUGCGAGCCGCCAGCCUGCGGUUGAACCACACCUUCGGCUCGGCCGGCCUGCACUGCCUGGACGUCAGCGCCCGCAACGCCGUGAGCACGCUGCGGAUGACCUUCAGCCUCAAGGUCACGGGGAACGUUUGUGCAGAUCGGCGCCACCUGCUGUUCAUCCUGAGCUGCGCCACUGUUCUCGCUGCCACCUUCUCCUUCAUCCUGGCCUUCGCCUGUCGCCCUCGGCAACUAAACCGCUCUCAGGUCGCUGCUUCCAGCAGCGCCACGUUUCUGAAGGACCAAGACUCGAAAAUCAUUCUCAUCUUCUCCUCUGUGGAGAAAGGAGAGAGAGUUCCCCUCGUCCUGCAGCCUGGGAGCCAGUACAGCUGCUGAUCGCCGCCCAGCAGCUGUAUGGAGCUGCAUGCUCACCUGUACUCACCUGUGUUUGGGCCUGGAACCUCCUCAGUCAGAACUGCUGCUCACAUCUCCUCCUGAUUGUUUUCUAGAUUUCCACCAGUGACCCUGAGUCACCAGA